AUGCACCAAAGAUGGUCGAGAUGGACUCGACAGCGGCUUGCAGUUCGGCCACUGACUGCCAGCCGUUACCUUAACUUCACAUCUCCGAAUCCAAUCCGAUGGCACCCUCAAGCUCUCUCCCACGGCUUCCAUUCUCAGCCUCCGUCGUCGCAGCAGGACCACGGUCCCCUCCGCAAGCAGUUGAAAGAUGCUGCAAAGGCAGUUCGGACACUUCCAUCCACUCCGGCAGCGACUGACAGCCCGGAUAUACUGGAGAACUGGGAAUUAACUGUGGGCAUUGAAAUCCAUGCUCAGCUCAAUGCUUCUCGCAAGUUGUUCUCACCUGGAAUAACUGCGCCGACUACCAUUCCAAACAGUCAAAUCGCCCCCUUCGAUAUCGCGUUGCCUGGUAGCCUCCCAGUCUUACAGCCAGCGGUCAUUCUGCCCGCCCUGCGAGCGGCUACUGCGCUUGAGUGUACGAUCGAGCCUGUCAGCAAUUUCGAUCGCAAGCAUUAUUUCUACCACGAUCAGCCGGCGGGCUACCAGAUCACGCAGUACUACCAUCCCUUCGCGAAGAACGGUCGUGUCGUGUUGACCGCCGAAGAUGGACUGGCGGAAAAUCGCACUGUCGCGGUGAACAUCAAACAGGUGCAAUUGGAACAGGACACCGCUAGAACCCAGGAGGAUGAUAGCAACACGGCGCUGAUAGACUUCAAUCGGUGUGGUCAAGCUUUGAUCGAGAUAAUAUCGUUGCCCGACCUGCAUUCUCCGCGAGAUGCAGCCAUCUACGUCAAAAAGAUUCAGUCAAUUCUCUACGCUGUUGACGCCGUCACCACCGGCAUGGAACAAGGCGGCCUUCGAGCCGAUGUCAACGUCUCCGUUCGUCGUCGAGGCGCCCCAGACGGGCCAUUUGCCUACAGCGGCGUGACCGGUCUUGGCCAACGUACAGAGAUCAAAAACCUGAGCACCUUCAAAGGCAUUGAAGAUGCAAUCAAGGCGGAAAGAGACCGCCAAAUCCGGAUCCUCGAGUCCGGUGGCGUGGUGCAAGGCGAGACUCGAGGUUGGUCUAUGACGAGCCCCAACGAAACAAAGAGACUCCGAGGAAAAGAGGGUGAGAUAGAUUACCGGUAUAUGCCCGAUGCGGACAUUCCUCCACUCUACAUCAGCAGCGACCUAAUUUCUUGGAUUGAGAAGACCCUCCCCCCCACAGCGAGCGAUUUGGUGGUGAUCCUAGUCCAACAGUACGGCCUUAGUUUCACUGAUGCGAUGACCCUGGUCUCGCUUGAUGACGGCGAGCGGUUGAUUUAUUUUCAAGACGUUGUCGAUGAGUUGGUGUCCAGGAGCCGAUUUACAACGACGCCAAAAGAUCACGGAAAAACCGUUGGAAAUUGGGUAUUGCAUGAACUGGGUGCUCUACUUUCCACGGAGGAAAAACAAUGGAGUGACAAUCUCGUUUCCUCCAGGUCGAUGGCUGAAAUUAUCUACCGCUUGAAAGACAAUCAGAUUACAGGGAGCUCGGCCAAACAGAUCCUCAGACUCAUUUAUAGUGGCGACAAACGACCCGUCUCACAUAUCAUCAGCCAAGAAAGAUUGGGAUUCACAGAGAUGUCAGCCGAUACUUAUCAAGCAAUUGCACGAGAAAUAAUCGGCAAGUUUCCUCAGCAUGUCAAAGACAUUGUCGACAAGGGUAAAGUCGGAAAGUUGCAGUUCCUCAUGGGACAAAUGAUGAGACAUCCACGAAAGGGCGACAUGCGUGCUCCCGAGGCUGAGAAGACGCUUCGCCAAUUGAUCUUGGGUGGCCGUUGA
This is a messenger RNA of Fonsecaea erecta, 1785 nucleotides long. RefSeq names its product aspartyl/glutamyl-tRNA(Asn/Gln) amidotransferase, B subunit. Gene Ontology annotation, molecular function: glutaminyl-tRNA synthase (glutamine-hydrolyzing) activity. The coding region runs from base 1 to 1785 and encodes 594 amino acids. NCBI's taxonomy places the organism in Eukaryota, Fungi, Ascomycota, Eurotiomycetes, Chaetothyriales, Herpotrichiellaceae. The record is from RefSeq and is a predicted model, not a curated record. The transcript is spliced from 2 exons. Gene Ontology annotation, biological process: mitochondrial translation; glutaminyl-tRNAGln biosynthesis via transamidation.